AUGGCCAUGAAAGUUGAGGUUGUCUCUACAGAGAGCAUCAAGCCUUCCUCUCCAACUCCAUCUCACCACAGGGAGUUCAAGUUCUGCCUCCUUGACCAGCUGGCUCCACCAUUUUGCGUUCCAGCCGUCCUGUACUACUCGGCUCCCGAUGACAAGGCGGCACCCAACUCUGCCUCAGUGACAGGAAACUUGAAAGCUUCAUUCUCGCAGGCACUUUCCCUCUUCUACCCUCUAGGCGGAAGGGUGAAAGGCAAUGCUCCCAUCGAUUGCAACGACGACGGCGCGCUCUAUUUGGAGGCGAAAGCUCACUUCCAGUUGUCUGAAGUCCUAUCAAACCCCGACAUCAAUCAGCUGCAGCAAUUCCUUCCAUUCUCUCCAUACACAAUGAGUCCCAACAUUGAGGAACAAGCCAUUGUAGGGGUCCAAGCUACUUUCUUUGACUGUGGCAGUAUCGGGAUCGGCAUCUGUAUCUCUCACAAGAUCGCCGACAGCGCGUCGGUCUCCGCUUUCCUCAAUUCAUGUUCUGAAAUUGUUGUCAAUGGCGGCGAUGGCAAAGCCAACCUCAAAACCCCCUUCUUGAAAGCAUCUGAGCUCUUCCAACCAAAGGACAUAAAAUUCCAAAUACCAUCCGGGGUCAUCAGCAGAGAGAAGCUUUUAACCAAGAGGUUUCGUUUCGACGGCGAGAGCUUGGUCCGUCUCAGGGCCAGGUUUGUCAGUGCUACUCCUACUCGCGUCGAGGCUGUGACUGCCCUCAUAUGGAAAUCGGCCGUGGACGCAGCGAGGAAGAGGCCGGACUGGAACAAGACGUGUCCCCCAUCAUCAGCAGUGACACAUGUGGACUUUGCAGGCAUUCUCAGGAAAUCAAUAAGGGCAAUUGAUAGCGAAUAUUUGAGCGUGCUUCAAGGCGAGAAUGGAUUGGCCAAGGCUUGCGAGAGCCUCAUGGCGGCACGGAAGCUGGUGGCGGCAUCUGCGGGAGAGAUUGAGCUCUACAGGUUCAGCAGCUGGGCGAGGUUCCCGUUCUACGAGGUGGAUUUUGGCUGGGGAAGGCCCUCUUGGGUGUGCACCACCAGUGUUCCCAUGAAAAAUGUGGUGAUUUUGAUGGGAACUAGGUGUGGGGAUGGGAUCGAAGCAUGGAUCACCUUGGCCGAGCACGACAUGAUCGAGUUCGAGCGCAACGAUGAGUUGCUACAGUUCAUUGCGCCGAGCCCUUGA
Molecule: messenger RNA, 1212 nt
Organism: Syzygium oleosum
Lineage: Eukaryota; Viridiplantae; Streptophyta; Magnoliopsida; Myrtales; Myrtaceae
Product: stemmadenine O-acetyltransferase-like
Exons: 2
Coding region: 1-1212 (403 amino acids)
Source: RefSeq, a predicted model, not a curated record